AUGCAGAAGGUGACAUCUAAGCUGCCGUCCUGGGACACCACCAAGACCACAAGCAAGAAGGGCUUUGACAAGGUCUGGGGUUGGGCGGAUAAGCUCGGAGCACCCGUGAAUCGGCUUUCCAAUCGCAUUGGCAGCGAAGCAUUUUGGCCUACGACGCUGGACAAGGAAAGCGACAAGGCCGCAAGAAUCUUGAGAUCAUUUUGCAAGGAUGGUUUCUAUACCGAAGAAGAGCGACCGGCUGAUGAUGCCGGCCCGAAGCGGAAACAACGAGUUAUCAAGAAGAUUCCUCAAAAAGUAAUAGAGAAUGCUGUUGGUCUCGCCAUCUUCACAACUAUGCGUACCGGAUUGUGGAUAUCCGGAGCUGGCGGUUCUGGAGUCCUAGUUGCCCGACAGGAAGACGGAUCAUGGUCACCACCUUCGGGCAUUUUGCUCCACACGGCCGGUUUGGGAUUCCUUGUUGGUGUUGACAUUUACGACUGCGUGCUGGUGAUCAACAAUCCCAAGGCCCUUGAAGCAUUCACCAAGAUCCGGGCCACCCUUGGCGGAGAGAUCAGUGCAGUCGCCGGACCUGUCGGCAUGGGUGGAGUUCUCGAAAACGACGGCAAGUGGAAACAGGCAAAUAGGCCGGUGUUCACAUACCUCAAAUCCCGUGGCUUCUAUGCAGGUGUCCAGGUCGAUGGUACGGUCGUGAUUGAGCGCACUGACGAAAAUGCUCGCUUUUAUGGAGAGACGAUAGGUGUUUCCGACAUUUUGGCUGGAAAAGUUCGACAUCGACCUCCGGAGCUUAAAAUGCUGAUGGAGACAUUAAAGGCUGCUGAAGGUCGAUCUGAUGUUGACGAAGAGCUCAUGGAGGAGCUCGAAGGACAACCAGCGCCAGGUGACGUCAAUGUCGAGGCUCCCAGCGAUGGGAAACUAUUUGGCAUUCCGGAACCUGACGAUCCAGAUCCGUAUGGCUUUUUGGCACUACAAAAAGAGGGACUGGAUAUCGUGGAAGCUGGCACUCGUUCAAGACCAUCGAGCCGCCAGUUCGAAUACCAUCCAAGCCCAACGAGUCCAGUCUAUGCCAAAUUUCACAGUAGAAAUAGCAGCAUGGAAACAUCAGAAACAAGAAACAACCGCGAUAGCUAUACAUCAUCUCGCCUAAGAUGGAGCUCUGAUCGACACUACGAGUCGUCCGAUGCUGGCACACAAACAGACGAAGUCAUAACUCCAAUUACGAGCCCCGUCAUCAACGGCUUUGGGCACUCAAACCUUUAUGAUGAGAACGGCGACUUUUACAACGCGGUCAACGAUAGUCCCUGGAGUUCAAAGGGCCGCAAAAACAGUAUACACCGCGACUGGGGCAGAGACGACAGCCUUACCUUUUUCAGCGAAGACGACGAGAAAUCAGAAGCUGCGUUCUUGUCUCCCUCCGAUCUACGAUCACAGUCCAUCAGCGCUCCUCCAGUUGAUGCUGUAGUCACUCCUGCCCGUGUGCCACCUCCCCUUCCGCCGAGGAAUAUCUCCCGCCCUCUCAAGCCUGAGUUUGAGGAAGUAGAUCUGAAGGCCGUCGAAGUUGCGAGCCACGAGGAAGCUCUCUCGUCCGCUCCCCAUUCAGAAUUUACCGCCAAAGAGACAGAAGGCAGCAUUAGUGAAGCAACGUCGGUCUCACCAAGGGAAACACCACUUGGAAAGGAAGACGAGCACUUUGCUUUGCCACACGAAUCCUCCCGUACUCUCUUCGAUUCUGACUCACACUCGCUUGAGAUCAACGCUCGGGACGAGGGUGAAAGAUUCCACAGCCUCUCUGGCAGUCCUCGCAAGUCUGGUGAAUAA
Messenger RNA from Trichoderma harzianum CBS 226.95, 1815 nucleotides. RefSeq lists its product as hypothetical. The record is from RefSeq and is a predicted model, not a curated record. Bases 1 to 1815 code for a protein of 604 amino acids. NCBI's taxonomy places the organism in Eukaryota, Fungi, Ascomycota, Sordariomycetes, Hypocreales, Hypocreaceae. Gene Ontology annotation, molecular function: phosphatidylinositol binding. The transcript has 2 exons.